AUGGGUCGGAAAGCUAAUACGCUUUUUAUCAACCCCAAGAGAUUUGGUUCACUUCAUAAACCUUGCAUGAAGGAAAUGGCAAUGUUUCUCAAUUGUAUGGCUGCAAACCAUAGCGACAUGGAAGCCUGUGCUCGCCAGAAGGAGCUACUAAAUGCCUGUAUGGACUCCCAGAGUAAAAAGAACAGAAAGUCUUGGGGGAGUAUCAAUUAUCAACUGCAGAGGCUUAGCCGAGGAAGGAAGUAA
Messenger RNA from Sphenostylis stenocarpa, 243 nucleotides. The record is from the annotation of a GenBank genome assembly. Lineage: Eukaryota; Viridiplantae; Streptophyta; Magnoliopsida; Fabales; Fabaceae.